UCGAACUGCCACUCAACCUUGCCUGCGCGUACUGCGAUUUUCUGUGAGUCAUGACGUCUGUGCAGUGCUGCGAUAUGGCGCUAUCUGCUCACAUAGGGGAGAUGGAGGAGUGGGAGAUACCCAACGUUCCCUUUGAUAGUGCAGCACGGCCUGGAUAAUAUGGGCCACCACGAGGGACGGUCUGCGCCGCUGGACACGAAGGGCUCGACUGGCGUUUUGCCUGUUUAUUCUGGCCACGCUCCUUCGAACGCCAGGCUCUCAUGGAGCAAGGGGUCUCUCAAGUUUAUCGCGGCCCUGACUCUGCUGUUCCUGUUCCCCCGCCAGUUUGCGAGCACUUACUCUAGAUGGAACCGGUUUGGCUCUGUGUCUACGACCGGCUUUGCAGUGGACUGGAAGUCCUGCGGCGACAACUUCGAAUGCGCGAAUAUAUCUCUUCCCCUGGACUAUCACAAUGAAAGCGAUCCGCGGAGGGUGAGCAUUGCCGUGACCAAGUAUCUGGCGACGAAUACGAGUCACAGGGAGGGUGCAGUGUUCAUUAACCCUGGAGGUCCGGGUGGCUCCGGGACUAACAUGGCGUUCACCAGAGGGCCAACGAUGUCCGAUGUCCUUCAAGGACGCUACGACAUCAUCGGCUUCGACCCACGAGGGAUUAAUCUCACGCGCCCGUAUGUCUCCUGUUUCGAGUCCAAGCUGGACGAGGACGUGUUUGCCUCAGCGGUGCACACCUUCCACCUCAACCUCCCGGUGAAUGUGACCGAGAGCGUGCGGGCGGAUUUGGAGGGGCAGGUGGCAGAGGCCGCGGCGGCUAUGGAGGCGUUGAGUAAGCAUUGCGCGGAGAGAGUCGGGGAUGCGAUGGCGUAUAUGGGCACCGAGUUCGUCGUGAGGGAUAUCGACGCCAUGUCGAGGAUUAUCGAGGGAGAGGAUAAGCGUGUCAACUACUGGGGCUUUUCGUACGGGACCAUCCUCGGGCAAUACCUGAUCAAGAUCCUCCCUCCCUCUCGUCUGGGAAAGAUCAUGAUCGACGGUGUAGUCAACCCUGAAGUCUGGGUUGGCUAUUCACCACGGUCCUUCGAAGGUUACUUCAACGAUAUCGACAACGUGCUCUACUCCUUCGCAGAGUCGUGUGUCUCCUCCGGGUCAGCAUGCGCGCUCUCCGCUAUGUCGCCUUCGGAGAUCGUAUCGAAACUCGACGAAACGAUCGAGUCGCUGUAUUACAAUCCCCAGCCGAUUACCGACCUCCCUGCACCUGCCGUAGCCACCGCCAGGAACAUCCGCCAGCUGGUCUUCUCCGCCAUGUACAGGAUCAAGGAUUGGCCUGAUCUAGCUGUGCACCUUGAUAACGCGUUCAAGGGGAACUACUCGGGCGUGGUGAACGCCAGCAUGGUGCAUAUCGACCCGGAGGGCGCGAGCAAGCUCGACUAUUCGUCGUACUCGGGGAAUACAAUCAGGUGCACGGAUGCGAAACCCUACCCGUCCUCGAAGGACUUCCCGAGUAACUCCGACAUCGCCGAGUAUGUGGUGGAGUCGAUGAAGACGUACUCGGGACGGAUGGGGGAUAUGUUCUUCCCCUGGUCGUUCUGCCACCUUUGGGAGGGCAUCUACCCGCGGCGCAGCCGAUAUGAGGGAACUUUUGAGAUGGAGGACGGGACGCUGGAUACGCCUAUUCUGGUGCUCUCGAAUACUUACGACCCGGUGACGCCCCUUUCAAACGCUAUUCUCGCAAAGGAACGCCUAGGAGACAACGCGAGGCUGAUUCAGCAGGUGGAUGGGUGGGGGCACUGCACCAUUGCCCAGAAGUCAUACUGCACUGGGGAAAUUAUCAGCAGGUACAUGCUCGAUGGCGAGGUGCCCAAGGAGAACCAUACUCUGUGCAAUGUGGUGGAGAAACCGUUCGUGCCGGCAGAGGAAGCGCCGGGAGACGAUGGAGAGAAGGCCUGGGCCAGGCUUGUUGAUGAGUGGCAAUUCGAAUAAUGUUGUAUUCCGUAACCUGCAGGCUGAUAGACAAUAGUUCUCGAAGAAUAAUGCCCCUAGUG
Gloeophyllum trabeum ATCC 11539 is the source of this 2033-nucleotide messenger RNA. RefSeq lists its product as uncharacterized. The record is from RefSeq and is a predicted model, not a curated record. The coding region runs from base 160 to 1971 and encodes 603 amino acids. Lineage: Eukaryota; Fungi; Basidiomycota; Agaricomycetes; Gloeophyllales; Gloeophyllaceae. The transcript is spliced from 10 exons.